CCGCCAUAAAAAAGAAGAAGAAGAAAGCCGUAUUCCUACCGGAAGUACGGUUACACCUGGCGAUACCUGUGGAUGUGUCCAUCUCUUGGUUCGUAUCUAGUGGACCAUAUUCGCGUUUGGGUCCCGACAAGAAGACUGCAUGAUUGCCCGAAAACGAGGCCCGCUCGAAAAAAAUGCGACAGAAGAAGUUGAGAUACCGAAGAAGCUCCGGAGCAGUCACGUAGCGGCUCUGAUCCUGGCUAGAGGGGGGAGCAAAGGGAUCCCUCUGAAGAACAUCAAGCUGCUAGCCGGGGUUCCGCUCAUCGGCUGGGUGCUGAGAGCCGCAAUCGACUCAGAAGAGUUCGACAGUGUUUGGGUGUCAACAGACCACGAGGAGAUUGAAAAAGUUGCAAAAUCCUGGGGGGCCAAAGUCCACCGGAGGAGCGAAAAAGUCUCCAGGGACAACUCCACUUCCUUGGAGACAAUCCAGGAGUUUCUAGAGGAACACCCAGAGGUGACAGUGGUCUGUAACAUCCAGGCUACGUCUCCGUGUCUCCAUCCAUCUCACAUAAAAAAUGCCCUGAAGAAGAUCACAGAGGACGGAUACGACUCCGUCUUCUCCGUGGUCCGGAGAUACCAGUUCCGCUGGAAGGAGGUCGAGAAAGGAAGUGAUGAAUGCACUGAGCCGGAGAAUCUGAACCCAGCGAAGCGUCCAAGGCGUCAGGACUGGAAUGGAGAACUGAUUGAGAACGGUUCAUUUUACUUUGCCACCAGAGACCUCAUCAUGAAGGAAGGACGGCUGCAGGGCGGUCGGGUCGCCUACUUUGAGAUGGAGCCGCAGCACAGCGUGGACAUCGACGUAGACAUCGACUGGCCUGUGGCAGAGCAGAGAGUACUCAGAUACGGUUACUUUGGCCAGGGAGUGUCUCUGAUGUUCUGUGAAGUUUCUGGAUGUUUGACCGACGGAAGGGUCCACUUGUCUGGGGCCCUGGACGAGCCUGACGCAGCCUCUGCUAAGGGCUCCGUCCACAGCAGAGACACAGAAGGACUCAGUGUCUCCAUCCACAGCAGAGACAUAGCAGGACUCAGGAAGCUGCAGAAAGACGAUGUGGAGGUGGUGCUGGUGAUCUCCAAGGAAGAUGUUGUGCUCCGACAGAUGCGUUAUAAACUGAAGAUCAUGACGGGCUGUGAAGUGAUGGUAGUCGGAGAGGAUCCACUGAAAGAUGUGCAGUCGAUGGUGAAGAAGAAGAAGCUGGACUGGAAGGAUGUGGCUUACAUGGGCUGCGAAGCAGCAUCCGCCAGCUGUCUGCAGCUGGCAGGUCUGAGCGCGGCGCCAACGGACGCCCAGCCCGACGCCAUCGGAGCCGGCAAGUUUGCCUGCAAACAAGGCGGCGGCGCGGGCGCUGUGCGGGAGUUCGCCGAACACGUCCUGCUCCAGAAGCAGCAGGCCAGACUCCAGAUGAAGCAGGACCUGAUCGACCGCAACUGCUUCUGAUGUCAGAACCUGGAUUAAGAUGCGACACGUUUUGUGUGAAGCACUUGGGAAAGUCAUUAAAAACCAUUGUUUUCUUGUUUCUGCACGUCUUUGUUCAGUUUACUCGUUUGAUUGUUGUUCUAAAUCUGGGGGCUGGUUGUCAUAAAACAUUCAGAGGCAAUCACCUCACCCCUCACAGACCGUACACAGCUGUGUGUACAAUAUCUUUUGACACAAAAGAUUUUUUUUCUCCACAAUUUUGCUAAUAGUAAAGAGGGUUAGAUACUAAAUCAAUAACUAUUCUUUAAUUUUUUUUAUUUAAAGGAAAAUUUCAAGGUACUCAGUGCGUCCAGCUGUUCAGCUGCAGCUGCAACAAUCCAGACUCUCAGCCACUUGUGUGAAAUUUAGAAUCACACAGAAAAUCUCCUAAAGGGAAUCAAACUUAAAACUCUGAACUAAGAACUUCUGAUUACAUAAUAGCAAUUAACCAUAUCUGCCAUGGUAAAUUAUUACUGAUAACUAUUGUCAGGAGUCCCUGACAUUAAUAUGAUCAGAAAGACACUUGAAUAAAUCCUUUUGCUGGUUUUCACAGGAACAUAUUAGAUCUGAAGUUCUUCCACUAUUUCAUAACAUUUCAUUGUGUUUGUUGUACAUUCGGCUAAUAAACUCUUGCAGAUAGCACUGAU
This is a messenger RNA of Gambusia affinis (western mosquitofish), 2139 nucleotides long. Its product is annotated as N-acylneuraminate cytidylyltransferase-like. Bases 140 to 1474 code for a protein of 444 amino acids. The record is from RefSeq and is a predicted model, not a curated record. Gene Ontology annotation, molecular function: N-acylneuraminate cytidylyltransferase activity. The transcript has 8 exons. Lineage: Eukaryota; Metazoa; Chordata; Actinopteri; Cyprinodontiformes; Poeciliidae.